AUGUCCGUCGAUAAUGGCGCUACAGAGUUCGCAGACGAGGCCUCUAGCCAUCAAAUUCCCUCGGCAGGACCAGACCUUCAAGAAUCCUCCUCAAAGCGAGACUGGGCUCCCUGGAUUGUGGACCCGGUUGCAACAGAUCACGUCUGUGCAGAUACGCCGACCGUGUUGGAGACCAUUCGGAGAUCCGGAUCGGACGACAACCCAUGCUAA
Molecule: messenger RNA, 210 nt
Organism: Penicillium daleae
Lineage: Eukaryota; Fungi; Ascomycota; Eurotiomycetes; Eurotiales; Aspergillaceae
Exons: 1
Coding region: 1-210 (69 amino acids)
Source: RefSeq, a predicted model, not a curated record